Molecule: messenger RNA, 1032 nt
Organism: Lobosporangium transversale
Lineage: Eukaryota; Fungi; Mortierellomycota; Mortierellomycetes; Mortierellales; Mortierellaceae
Product: N2227-like protein
Exons: 5
Coding region: 193-969 (258 amino acids)
Molecular function (GO): S-adenosylmethionine-dependent methyltransferase activity
Source: RefSeq, a predicted model, not a curated record
AGAAAAUUGAUACGGCAAUCGAAGUCAACUAUGAAAUCAUCAAGAUCAUCUGUGAAGAUCAACAGAUCUUUGUGAAUGAUGAUCGACCUAUGGCUAAGCAGUGAAUUUCUUUUUAUUUUAUUUUUUAUUGCAUAGUUAGACUUGAAUGACAGAGCCAAGAAUGCAGCGGCACUUCGGAUUCGGCAGCCUGAUAUGGAAAAAGUACAAGGGACGAUUAAGCAGUUUGUGCGCGAUUGGAGCGAAGAGGGAAAAUCAGAAAGAGAAGCCAUUUAUGAUCCCAUUAUAGAAGAACUGGAAGCUCGGUUCUCUCAUAUUUCCAAGCAAGCUCGUGGAGGGAUUCAUAUUUUAGUACCGGGUUCAGGAUUAGGACGUUUAGCGUUCGACAUCGCACAUGCAGGAUUUAGUGCUCAAGGAAACGAAUUUUCAUACUACAUGUUAUUGGCUUCGAACUUCAUUCUCAACAAGACAACGGCUGUGAAUCAACAUUUGAUUUAUCCAUAUAUUCAUUCAUUUUCAAAUAUUGUAAAGUCGGACGAUGUCUUGAUGGAGGCGAGAAUCCCAGAUGUGGACCCCCGGGAGAUUCCUCCGGGCACGGACUUUUCAAUGGUUGCAGGCGACUUUUUGGAAGUCUAUGGAUUGGAAAACGAAAACUUUGGAAAAUGGGAUGCUGUGGUGACGUGCUUCUUCAUUGAUACGGCCAAGAAUAUCGUCAACUAUCUAGAAACAAUCUACAAGAUCCUUAAGAAGGGUGGUAUCUGGAUCAAUGCUGGACCACUGCUAUGGCAUUUCGAGAACACAGCCAACGAGAUUUCUAUCGAGUUGAGUCUUGAAGAGGUGAUUGAUUUGGCCAAGACGAUUGGUUUUAGGUUUGAGACACAGGGAACAACUAAGAGUACAUAUAUGGCCAAUCCCCAUGGAAUGUUGAAAUAUGUUUAUGAAUGCGCCACAUGGACCGCUGUCAAGAUUUAAGAAACUUAGAUGUAAUCCAUAUUGGGCGCUUAAUAAAACAAAUAAAAUAAAAUGAAUCGAGAC